GCGCCCCGACCUGCAUUACUACGCCCAACCAAACUUUCGCAAUGGCUACAAUUGAGGCAGCGCUGAAAGUUCAGGAACGUCUGCAAGCUGCGACGGCGGAGUACCAGAGGCUGCAAGCAGAACUCGCGACGGCCGUGGAAGCGCGUCAGAAACUCGAUGCCCAGCUCUCAGAGAAUGAGCUGGUCAAGAAGGAAUUUGCUUCGCUAACGCCGUAUAACACGGUGUAUAAGCUCGUGGGCCCCGUGCUCGUUGCGCAGGAUCAGGCGGAGGCCAAGAGCAACGUGGACAAGCGGUUAGAUUUCAUCAAGAGCGACAUUAAGCGUGUGGAAGCGCAACUCAAAGACAUCGAGGACAAGUCCGAGAAGCAGAAGCUCGAGAUUGUGGAAGCUCAGACAGCAUUGCAGCAGAUACAAGAGAAUCUUCAGAAGUCUGGUGCCUCGCUAGUCGCAGCAUAAAUGAAAAUUAGUGGCAAACAGCGUUCAAUAUCUGUUUCCUCUGGGCUCCGUGUGGCGCAUGCCUGAAGGCUGACGGUUGUUCGCGCGAUGGAAUGCAGAGGCAGUGCGAAGUGUGUAGGUGGCAGAUGGUGGUGAUACGCGCAGGAUUGUUGAUUGAGUGCGACAUUCUGAGGGAAUUUGCGAAUCGACGACAGAACUCAUGACUGUCCGGCCGGCUGUGCUGCACAACUGACCGGACAAUUAUGAUCG
Molecule: messenger RNA, 704 nt
Organism: Phanerochaete carnosa HHB-10118-sp
Lineage: Eukaryota; Fungi; Basidiomycota; Agaricomycetes; Polyporales; Phanerochaetaceae
Exons: 4
Coding region: 42-455 (137 amino acids)
Biological process (GO): chaperone-mediated protein complex assembly; protein folding
Cellular component (GO): prefoldin complex; cytoplasm
Molecular function (GO): protein-folding chaperone binding
Source: RefSeq, a predicted model, not a curated record